GAGACAAAAAGGAGGAGGAGGAGGUGGCACAGAGGCAGACAAUGCGGUUUACUCCUCCGUUCAAUUUACACCCACAUCCACAAAAAAACAUCAUGUCUCGAAGAUGUGGGAGAGAAUUCCUCGCGAUUUUGCUUAUUUUUCUAAAUUUUUUUAUAUAAUCGGAUUGGACAAAAUUUUCCCCUGUGCGUUUUGAUUGAGAACCAAAAAAAUAAAGAUGAAAUUUCCAAUAGAGAACCCAAGGAAACAAGUUAACUGGGACCCAGAGCAAGUGGCGGUCCAGACCAACUUGGUCCCUCCCAAAAAGGUCCAGCCUGGCAUGGCGAAGUCCAGUCUAGUCCAGGCCAGCGUGGCCACCAUGCAGAACCCCAUGAGCUGCGAACCUAAGGCCAACGGUCACUGUCCGCUCCCGCGCCUGUCCAUCUCCUCCCGCUCUGCCAGCGUGGUGGCCAGCAUGGACGCCAGCAGCUGUGACGGCGUGGCCGCGGCGCUCCACUCGGUGAUGAAGUGGAAGACGGUGCUGGCGGUGUUCAUCGUGGUCGUUCUCUACCUGGUUUGUGGAGGUCUGGCGUUCAGGGCACUGGAGCAGCCGAACGAGAGCGACCAGAAGUACAGUAUCACUCUGGAGAAGGCUUCGUUCCUGGCAAAUCACCCAUGCGUUACUCCUGAGAAGCUGGAGGAGCUCCUCAAGCAUGCCAUCGAUGCUGUGAGUGCUGGAGUGAGUCCUAUUGGAGACACGUCCAACAACUCCAGUUACUGGGACCUGGGCAGCGCCUUCUUCUUCGCUGGAACUGUCAUCACAACCAUAGGUUAUGGAAACAUAGCUCCAAGCACGGAGGGCGGGAAAAUCUUUUGCAUCCUUUAUGCCAUAUUUGGCAUCCCCCUCUUUGGCUUCUUGUUGGCGGGGAUUGGAGACCAGCUGGGCACCAUCUUUGUGAAAAGCAUCUUGAGAGUUGAGAGGAUAUUCAGGCAAAAACACAAACAGAUCAGCCAGACUAAGAUCAGAGUGACGUCCACCAUCCUGUUCAUCCUGGCUGGCUGCAUUGUUUUCGUCACCAUCCCUGCUGUCAUCUUUAAACACAUCGAACACUGGACCACACUGGACGCCAUCUACUUUGUUGUGAUCACACUCACCACCGUGGGAAUAGGAGACUACGUGGCAGGUGCUAACCCUUUGAUCGACUAUAGGAAGUGGUACAAGCCUCUGGUUUGGUUCUGGAUCUUGGUGGGUAUGGCGUACUUUGCGGCGGUCCUCAGCAUGAUUGGAGACUGGCUUCGAGUACUGUCUAAAAAGACCAAAGAAGAGGUUGGGGAGAUUAAAGCUCAUGCAGUCGAAUGGAAGGCAAAUGUUCGAGCAGAGUUCCGUGAAACGCGACGGCGCCUGAGCGUUGAGAUCCAUGACAAGCUCCAGCGGGCCGCCACCAUCCGCAGCAUGGAGCGCCGUCAGCUCGGCCUGGAGCAGCGCGCUCUCUCCCUGGACAUGCUGUCUCCAGAGAAGCGGGCCCUGUUCGCCAGCCUGGACGCUGCCCGCUUCAAGACGUCCUCCCAGGAGAGCAUCGACACCAAGCUCAACAACCUGAGGCUGAAGGGCGCCUGUGAGCCGUACGACCAUCAGGGGAGCGAGCAAUCGCCACAGACGGCGUCUUCCUCGGAGGAAAAUCUCUUCAACCUGCGCUUUGGAUCCCUCACCAAGCUGGCCAGACGCAACAAGAACCGCGACUUACGGAGGAACAUUUACGAAGACGGACGACGGGCGAGCGUAAGCAUAAACAAUGGCAGCGCCAUGCUGGGUGAGGAGAGGACGGAAGAAGAAGAAGAAGAAGAUGGGGAGCCAGAUGAGGAAAGCGGAGAAAUGAAAGAGGGAAACACCAGUCUGACAAACCUGUCACAGUACGCAAUGGAGCGCAGCAAGUUGAAUGAGUUCGCACCAGUGGAGGCCAAAGACAUAGAGAACGACUAGGCAUUGAAUGGAAGAGUGCUUCAGAGACAGACAGAGUGAAAGAGACAGAGACAUAGAAGAAGAGUGCAUGGACCUUUGAGAUGUCAAUAAAUGUGCCUUUCUGUUUCCUAUGCUUAGAUUGGAACUGCUCCCAGGAAAUUCAGUCAUCGUGCCAUAGCCAUGGGAAGAAAAUGUGUUGCCAAAAAAUUGAAGAGACAGAAGAGGCUGUAGUUAAAAUACCUCAUAUUGGAUGUUACUGUAGAAUGGGCUACUUAAGAACUCUCCUCUCUACAGGAGCUAUCUUUCCAGCUCCAUUGUCUUUCAGCCUUGACGACUCUUACGAGAGACACUUGGGCAACGGCUGUCUGUUAAUGUUGAAUUUUAUUUUUUAACAAUGUGGGCAGGACAUCCAGAGAGCUAGCUUCAUGUCAUCCAUCUUCAGAAACAUUAUCGAUCCCCACUUUGUCAUAUCAUACUGCGGUGGCUAUUUUUAGCCUGCAGCUACUAAAGGACUACAAUGCUAAAUGAAUGGAGGGUGGGAGGUUGUGUUUCUGCCGGAUCAAUAGACAAUACGAGCAUUUACCUACCUGACAUGUACAAUUAUUCCUACAUGGUAUGUGACUUUGAAAAUGCAGCCUUGGAGUAUAAACUACUACAUACUAAGAGCUCUAUUCACCUUGAUUGUGCAUGGUUAUUAAAAUACAACCAUAGCAGUUAAUUGACUAACUUGAAAGCUUGAAAUGACAGCUGUAAUGAUGUUUCUUUUUGUUUUAAUCAAAUGAAAAGUACUGCUUUCUUUCAUAUAUUGUGAAAAACAACAUGUGUUUCAGUAAUGAUUUCCACCACUGUGGAUCAACACUGUCAACACAUUUAAUCACCUUUGGCCACGAGAUUGUUAGCCAUGUUGAAAACACUUUUGUUUGUAUAUGACAUUCACUUUUAUCAAAAAAUGUCUUCAGACUGCUUAAAUUAUUUUUUAAUUGACGAAUGUGAUGCUGUUGACUUUGUGCUCAUCAAGCAUGUUUGCAUCUGUGUUUACUCCUUUUUAUAUCAGCCAAGAACUUGAGUUGGAUUUUCCAUUGAACUGUAAAAUAUGAACGAAACAUGUCAUGUUUCUUUUUUCGUACUUCUUUUCUGAAACGUGGUCAAUCAUCUUCACACUGAAAUGUGUUUUCACCAUAUGAACUUUUUUUUUACAAACAGGCACUGACACUACCCGACGCCUUCUUUAAAUACAAUUAUUAAAUGUAUCACUAGCGUGCACUGCAUGCAUUUCUAAAGGCGAAUUACACACACUGGUUGUUGUCCUGUUUAUCUGAUAUCAUUAACGUUUUCAUGACCAGGACCUGUGACAAGUUUGUUGUGUACAGUUUAUUUUAUGAACAGAUCACAUUAAAUGUAGUGAGUGCCUUUUUCCAGAUAAUAAACAUGAAAAAAUGUU
Molecule: messenger RNA, 3377 nt
Organism: Sebastes umbrosus (honeycomb rockfish)
Lineage: Eukaryota; Metazoa; Chordata; Actinopteri; Perciformes; Sebastidae
Gene: kcnk10b
Product: potassium channel, subfamily K, member 10b
Exons: 7
Coding region: 215-1957 (580 amino acids)
Biological process (GO): stabilization of membrane potential; potassium ion transmembrane transport
Cellular component (GO): membrane
Molecular function (GO): potassium ion leak channel activity
Source: RefSeq, a predicted model, not a curated record